UAGAUUCUUAUACGAAAGGGAAGAAGGCUGUGUAAAAAAUUCUCGUGCGCGUGAAAAGCAACCCAUCUGUUUUGAUUAAAGGUAUUACUUUUGCAAAACAUACUUUAAAUUAUAUGAAUGGGAAAUUAUGCAAAAUCACAGAAGCAGGUGACAAGUUGAGCCAUGCCUGAGUUGGUGAAUGGGAGAGUUGCUAAUGGAACUCACAGGGAUACAAAUUACUCCCCAGUGCAAGAGACAGAGUAUGGAGAAUAUCGCAGUCUGACUGAUCGAAUGAAUCGGAGGAUUCAGUCAGGUGAUCCCUGGUAUUCACUGGAGUUCUUCCCACCAAGGACAACUAAUGGGGCGGUCAACCUGGUCAGUAGGAUUGAGAGGAUGAGUGAGGGUGGUCCAAUGUUUUGUGACAUCACAUGGCACCCUGCUGGUGACCCUGGGAACACCGAGAAGCCCACCAGCUCCACCUGCAUGGCAGCCACCAUGCUGAACUUCAGUGGGGUGGAGACGAUGCUCCACAUGACGUGUAGCAACAUGGAUGAAGAUGAUAUAAAGACAAAUCUGAAAAAAGCAAAGGAUCUGGGACUCAAAAAUCUGCUGGCUCUCCGAGGGGACCCCCCGGAUGGUGGAGAAACUUGGAAGAAACAAGAAGAGGGACUAAACUAUGCAUCAGAUUUAGUAAGACUGAUACGGAGAGAACAUGGGGAUCACUUCACCAUUUGUGUGGCAGCGUACCCAACUGGUCAUCCAGAAUGUUCUUCUUAUGGAGAUGAUCUUCGGCAUCUGAAAGAUAAAGUGGAUGCAGGUGCAGAUUUUAUAAUAACACAGUUGUUUUUCAAGGCAGAGACUUUCUUUCAAUUUGUGCGUGACUGUCGAGAAAUAGGAAUUACGUGUCCAAUUAUACCAGGUGUCCUUCCCAUUCAGGCCUAUCAGUCCCUCAGACACAUUGUGAAAUUGUCACGACUAGAAGUACCGAAAGAGAUUCUGGAUACCAUUGAACCAAUUAAAGACAAUGAUGAGGCCAUCAGAAACUAUGGUGUGGAGCAUGCAUUUCAAAUGUGUCGCGAACUUCUGAAACACCAGGAUGUGCAUGGUGUCCACUUUUACACACUCAACAGGGAAGUGGCAACCAUUGAAAUCCUCAAAAGACUUGGUAUGUGGGUGGAUGAACCGUGUAAACCCUUACCAUGGAAACAGACAGCCAAUCAUGUGCGUUGUAAGGAAGACGUUCGACCCAUCUUCUGGCGAUCUCGACCAAAAAGUUACAUUUACAGAACGUCAAACUGGGAUGAGUUUCCUAAUGGUCGGUGGGGGAACUCCUCUGCUGCCUCUUUUGGUGAUCUUACAGACUACUAUUUGUUUUAUCUGAAACACAAACCAUCCAAAGAGGACCUCCUCAAAAUGUGGGGAGAGGAAUUGAACUCUGAACAGGAUGUGUGGGAUGUGUUUCACUGUUACAUAUCAGGAAGCCCCAACAAGAACGGGGUCAAGGUGUGUUCCAUGCCUUGGAAUGACGACGAACUGUCACCAGAAACCGGUUUUAUCAAGGAACAACUAGAAGCCAUUAACAAACGAGGAGUUCUCACCAUCAACUCGCAGCCCAGUAUCAAUGGAGCCCCCUCCUCCGACAGCAAAGUGGGCUGGGGAUCACCGAAUGGUUACAUCUACCAAAAGGCUUACCUGGAAUUUUUCACAUCAAAAGAAAAUAGCAUUGCUCUGAAGAAAAUUCUGAAGAAUUACCCUCUAGUCAAUUAUCACAUUGUGGACAAAAAUGGUGAAACUGAUUACACAAACUGUGAUCUCACAAAUCCUAUCGCAGUAACUUGGGGAGUGUUUCCCGGAAAAGAGAUCAUACAACCAACCGUGGUGGAUCCUAUUGCCUUUAAAACAUGGAAGGAUGAAGCCUUUGAAUUGUGGAAACACCCCUGGGGUAACCUUUACCCAGAAGGAUCUCAGUCCAGAAAGAUUAUCGACCACGUUUUUGAUAGUUAUUACUUGGUGAAUUUGGUGGACAAUGACUUUCCAAAAGAAUCUUGCCUGUGGAAAAUUGUAGAACAAAUGUUGGAGGCUGGAAGAAAGACAUCUUCCACCAUUGAGGAGAUGGAUAUCAGUGGACAGUGGUACGUCUCUCUCUCUCUCUCUUUAUACUUGCCAACAUGUCAUCACAUUGACAAAUUAAACAUCAGUAGUUACACAAUAUUGGUCAAAUUUACCCUUGCCACUGAGAAAAAUGCAAAAUACAUUUUGUGCUCUUCAAUUACAAAGCACCCCUCUCCUUUCUUUGCUUUUGUGUUUGACAAAGACAAUUGCAAUAUUUGUACAAGAUCCAUGGAAUUAUAUUUUGCAGAUAGAAUAGUUAUUUCUCUUUGUGUGUUUGCACUGACUUAGUUCAGCCAAAUUUAUUUCACAUCCUUGUAGAAUAUUUCUCCGACAGGUCCAAACUGAACUCGUGUCCUUAUAUUUCAGAUUUUUAUAAUAUCAAAUUCAACUUGUAACCUUCAAGGAUUUUUUAGGUUACUGGAGUGACUCAGGUGAUCUAUUGCUUUUGGUCUGCAUCCAUCAUAUCUUGUCCACAAACAAUAUUGGAACAUUUUUUUUUACCUCUUUUUGAAUUCCAAUUCUUUUGAAAUUUGGUGUGAAUCAUCUUUGGGACAAGGGGGAAAUAAAUUGUAAAUUUGAGGAAUCUUGGGCCCUGGGGCCUAUGAGGUGGGGUAAAACUGCCAAACAUUGACCAAAUUGGAGUCCUAUAUCCAAUUCAUGUUCCCCUAAAUGUCCCAAAAAUACUUCAUACCAAAUUUUAAAAGAAUUGGAAGAGUAGCUGUCAAGAAAAAGUUAAAAAUAUUCGUUAAUCACUAUGACCAUUUUGGUCCCACCUUGGUACCAAAAUCCCUACCCUUGGGAUCACGAAAUUUACAGAACAGGAAAAUUAUUAUACUGUAAAUUUCAUAGUCCUUGGGGCUAGUGAUACUUUUAACUAAUACCAAUAAGGCUUAUGGGCCUCUUGUAUAGGGGCAAAUUCUACUUGCAUCCUUGAAUUUCAUUAUUUUUAUGAGAGAAUUGAACUUGCAUCCUUUAUCUUUUAAUUGUUUUCUAGGAUCAAAUUCAACUUCCAACCUAUGGGCCUCUUGUAUAGGAGCAAAUUCAACUUGCAUCCUUGAAUUUCAUUAGGAUUUUUAUAAGAGAAUUGAACAUGCAUCAUUUAGUUGUUUUCUAGGAUCAAAUUCAACUUCCAACCUUUUAGGAAUUUCGUAGGACUUGGAAUAUUUACAGGACCAAAAUCAACUUUUUGUCAUAUAGCAUUUUUAUGAGAGCAAAUUCGACUUGUGUCCUUCAAGGAUUUUAAGCUAUGUUGCUUUAUGGUGAUGACAAUUUUUAUAAAUGUGAUUAAUAAAACCUUUCAUUAUACUCUCUUUUCAGAAUGAAGACUGUUCCAAUGGGUUGUGCAUUAUUCAAGAUGGGGACUAUUUCGUGUCUGAAAUCUACCUGCUGAAAUAAUGUGCUUGUACAAUGUACUUCUCAUUUGUGUUCUUGUAAAUUGAUGCAGUUGGUGAUGCAAGAAAUUAAUUUAUUCUGUGUGUCUUGAUGUAUUAUUUCAUCUUGCAAUAUUUUAUGAUAUAUAUAGUAUUUUAUACUAUUCCUAGUGUGUAUUUAACAUGUUUUUAAAGAUGAUGAUUAAUAAUAUGUGCGAUAUAGAGAGUACAGCCAAUUUUAAUAUGUGAUGGGAUAAACAAAAAAAUGGCAUAAUUGUUUCUUGAUUACAGUCACAGUCAAUUUUCAAUUGAUGUCCGGUUACUAUGGAUAUGAAGUUCCGUGAUUUAAUAGCUUGAUAUAGUAAAGUUUGUUUAUAAUAGUGAAUGAAUAAGGAAUGUCGACUGUAUGGGUAAUUCAUUAUCUAUUCUGAAUUUUAUGUACUUUUUGGAAAAUAAACAUUUUUAUUGACUUAAGAGUCUUCAACUAUUCGGUGUGCUUAAACUGUUUGUAAAUAUACACAGCAAGUUUUACCAAGCAUUGUUUGUUUUCAGUGUUGUGCAUGUAUGUUUUUUAUUUCAAAGAGUGUCAACAACUGGCAUUAGAAACCACAUUCAUUAAAAUUCUUUUUUAAUUUUGACGGUACAGGAAAACAUGAAAGUGCCCCAUAUCUCAUACUUUGUCGAAAAUUGAUUUUCCUUAUUUAAAAUGAUAAAUGAUUGAAUUUUCAGGAUGUACAUUUUCAAAUAUCGAAAUAAACAUUGAUUUCCAAUCAGCAUUUUAUCCAUAUGCGUCUGAUAUUUGAAUUUCCUAAUUAUUGGAAAUACAUGUGUACUGUAAUUCAAGUGGACAGAUCUGGGCUUUCACAAAUUAUGAAUAGGCUUUCAUUGGUACUCUUCUCUUAUUACAAUAAAUAUAUAACUUGAUACAAUGAUGUAUAUAUUACUGUUUAUUUUUAUUGAGUAUUGUUGAUAUGUGAAAUACUCUUACCUUUUACAUGUUAUUUCAUGUGUUUUAGUGAAAAAUUAAAUAGUUUGAAAUUUCA
Ostrea edulis (European flat oyster) is the source of this 4504-nucleotide messenger RNA. Its product is annotated as methylenetetrahydrofolate reductase (NADPH)-like. Gene Ontology annotation, cellular component: cytosol. The record is from RefSeq and is a predicted model, not a curated record. Bases 163 to 2379 code for a protein of 738 amino acids. The transcript is spliced from 10 exons. Gene Ontology annotation, molecular function: methylenetetrahydrofolate reductase [NAD(P)H] activity; FAD binding. Lineage: Eukaryota; Metazoa; Mollusca; Bivalvia; Ostreida; Ostreidae. Gene Ontology annotation, biological process: tetrahydrofolate interconversion.